AUGUCCAGCUCCGAGACUCACCAGAACCAAGCUUCGGGGGAGCAGUAUUUCCCGCCUCCUCCUCCUGGACCUCCACCACCUCAGCAGCAUCAGCAUCAGCAGCAGCAAGAUCACCAUCAACAGCCUCCCCAGACGGAACAGCAUUUCCCGCCUCCUCCUCCUGGACCUCCUCCGUCUCAGCAGCAGCAGCAGCAGCAGCAGCAACAGCCAUAUCCCCAGUUUGCGCCGCCUCCUCAGCAGCCCGAGUCGCAGUCCUACCAGCCUCAAGAUGCUCACCAGCAAGAUGCUCACCAGCAACACCAGCAACAGGAUCACCGGCCAACAGACCAGCAGCCUGGGAGUGCUCAGCCUCAACUAACGAGCCAGCAGCAUUUCCCGCCGCCUCCGCCUGGACCUCCACCAUCCCAGAACUACCAACCUCAGCAACAGCAGCAGUAUCAGCCGCCGCAAGACUUCUCACAACAACACGGUCAACAGCAGCAAUCAUACAACCCCCAGGCUCAGGUGCCACAACAGCAGACCUCCAGCUACUCCAUCCCCGCCUACAAUCCUGCGAACCCCGUCUUUGCGCCGCCCCCAUCCAACACCAACCUCAACGAACCUCCCAGUCCCGCGGCAUAUCAGCCUCAGGCAGAUGGCCAGCAGCAGUACCAGCAACACGCGCCUCCAUCUCCCCAGUACGGAUCUGGCGAUGAACAGCAGGGACACCACAAGACUGGCUGGAGCGAGCGCCUCUCUGCCCUGGGCAUGAAGGCCGCUGCGCCCAUCAACAGCAUUGCGCAUAAGCUCGGCAGCCAGAGCUUCCUCCCCGAGACGCUGGACAAGGAGUGCGAAAAGGCAGCGACGAUACUCAGGGCAUUCUGCAAAAAGGGAGUCUAUGCCGACCCUACGGCCACUUCGGUGCCCACCUCGACCGACCCCAACGCGACAGAGUCAACCGACAGAGUCAUCGACCCUACAAAGGAGAAGCCCAAGAACCGCGUCAUUGUCACGAUCCCUCCCAAGAUCAUCUCCAAGGCCGUUGGGCUUGCCAUCUUCACCACCCUCCGCGCCGGCUUCCAGAUAUCUGGCGCAACAGGGUCGGGGAUCCUCAUUGCUCGACUGCCCGACGGGAGCUGGAGUCCUCCCUCGGGCAUCCAGCUGCACUCUGUCGGCGGAGGGUUCCAGAUCGGCCUCGACAUCUACGACUGCGUCUGUGUCAUCAACAACAGGGAGGCCCUCGCCGCCUUCACCAACACUCGCGUUAGCCUGGGCAGCGAUUUAGCCGUGGUGGCUGGCCCUUAUGGUGCCGGUGCGGCUGUUGAGUUUGGCACAUCCCUGGAUGCGAGGACGGCCAGAGACGACGGCCGGCCUCCGUCGUCACAAGGGCAAGGACAAGCACAAGGGCAAGGACAGGACCAACAGUCUCAGCAGCAGCAGCAGCAAAGCUUGCAGCCACCCGAAGCGGCAGACAAGAAGAGCCACCGGCGGAGCCUCAGCGCCAGCGCAACCAAGCCCGUCUUUUCAUAUGUCAAGUCGCGGGGCUUCUAUGCCGGGAUCCGAGUUGACGGCACCGUCGUAGCCGAACGCAAGGAUGCAAACGCUGCCUUCUACGGACAAACCGUCUCCGUAGACCAAAUCCUAAAGGGCCAAGUCCCAUCCCAAGGCCCUUCAGGAAUGUGGCCGGCUGGAGCUCAGACGCUAUUCGGCGUCCUGAGGGGGGCCGAGGCUGGCGUCUUGCAAGCAUCAUCCCACGAGCAGCAGCAGCCUCCUGCGAGUCCAGGGCACCACCAGCAGCCAGCUCCUCAGGGCUACUAUCCUCAACAAGGACAAGGACAAGGACAAGGACAAGGGCCCUCAACCGAGCAACAAAGCUAUCCAUAUGUUCCUCCCCCUCCCUCGUAUGCAGACAGCGGGCCCCGUCCCAUUGAUGGUGACAUCAAGUACGCUUGA
This is a messenger RNA of Trichoderma aggressivum f. europaeum, 1932 nucleotides long. RefSeq lists its product as uncharacterized. The record is from RefSeq and is a predicted model, not a curated record. Bases 1 to 1932 code for a protein of 643 amino acids. Gene Ontology annotation, cellular component: ruffle membrane. Gene Ontology annotation, biological process: regulation of ruffle assembly. Gene Ontology annotation, molecular function: phosphatidylinositol binding. The transcript is spliced from 2 exons. NCBI's taxonomy places the organism in Eukaryota, Fungi, Ascomycota, Sordariomycetes, Hypocreales, Hypocreaceae.